AUGAAACGUUGUCUUGAAAGUAAUGGAAAAAAAAGAUUACAAGAUGAAAGUGAUGAACAAGACAUCUGUGAUGAUUGUUGUUGUGAUAGAGACUUCCCUGAGUUAUCUAAUUUUAAAAUGAUUGGGAAGUUUGAAGGAAAAAUUAAAUUCUUCAAUGGAAACUUUGAGUUUGAUGGAAAAUUUGAUGGAACUGUUGAAUCAAAUCAAAAUGAGGUUUUACCAGAAGGUGAAGAGUGUAAUUCUGAAGAGCUUGAGUCUGCAAAAAAGAAAUUGUUAGGCACUGGUGAUAAACUUCAACUUAGCUCAAAAGAAGAAGAGGAAGAAGCACUCUCUGUUGCUUCUGACGAUUCAAGUGAAGAAGAAGAAAAACCUAAUAAAAAGCAUUAUGAUGCUGCUAAAUUACAAAAUCCACCAACUGCAGAAGAUUGCAAAACACAAUAA
Messenger RNA from Entamoeba nuttalli P19, 441 nucleotides. RefSeq lists its product as hypothetical. The transcript has a single exon. Lineage: Eukaryota; Evosea; Mastigamoebida; Endamoebidae. The record is from RefSeq and is a predicted model, not a curated record. The coding region runs from base 1 to 441 and encodes 146 amino acids.